This is a messenger RNA of Punica granatum (pomegranate), 902 nucleotides long. The record is from RefSeq and is a predicted model, not a curated record. Lineage: Eukaryota; Viridiplantae; Streptophyta; Magnoliopsida; Myrtales; Lythraceae.
GCUUGAAGGUCAGUUGGGUUUAUUUAUGGGUUUUAAUUAGUAGUUGGAUUGGAUUGGAUUGGACAUUGUCCCAGCCCUGCAGCUGUUCAACUUCAGCUCUCCAGCCAUUCGUUGGGACUGCACUUUCGUCACCAAAAUUGAAACUGCCUCCAGUGGCCGAAGUAUGCCGGUCGCAUCUGGAUGCCUCUUGCUUACAUCCGCGACGAGGAUUCACGUUAUGGCCUUGGAUGGCCUCAUCAAUGUGAACUCCCUCUUCACCGUGGCACUCUUUCUCGGCCUCACUGCCACUCCCGGCUCCACCAUCUCCGCUCCAAUCGCACGGGGUGGUCUCAAGGCCUCCUGUGUCGCGGACAACGAAGUGGCCGAGCAGCUGGUGGCCUUCCACGUAUACUCAUUCAGCUCCUUCCUGUUCUCUAGCCUAAUAGCUCUGGCUCUGAAGCAGGCCAUCAAGAUCACAGAUUGGCCGGGCAGCGGAGGCGAUGACUGCUGUGACAUGCGCAGGAUUGACCUCGGUCACAUUAACCUUGCCGGUUUGCGGGUCGGGAUUCUGGUAUCGGGCGUGGGUUCGGUGUUCGGGUGCGGGUUCUUGAUGAUGGCUCUCGUGAACUUGGUCCAGAUCAAGUUGGGGACUUUGGCUUGCGGGAGUCUGUAUACCUUGGCUGCAAUUGUGCCCUUAGCGAUCCUAGUCCCAUCGGCACUUUUUAUUUACGUUUGCCUUGUCUUUUAUUCAUUUAAACAUUAAAGUUAGAUAUUAUUAGUUACAUAUUGUUUUUGGAGUCCUGAGUAUUACUAUACGGCGAUCAAAAGAUAUUAAUAUGGUAGGAUCGACAUUGAAAGAAAAAUAUUAAAACUUACUUCUUGCAGUACGAUAUGACAUAUAAACGAGUAUCAUAAAUUUUUAG